Molecule: messenger RNA, 5409 nt
Organism: Engraulis encrasicolus (European anchovy)
Lineage: Eukaryota; Metazoa; Chordata; Actinopteri; Clupeiformes; Engraulidae
Gene: myo5c
Product: myosin VC
Exons: 41
Coding region: 136-5382 (1748 amino acids)
Biological process (GO): vesicle transport along actin filament; actin filament organization
Cellular component (GO): cytoplasm; vesicle; myosin complex
Molecular function (GO): actin filament binding; microfilament motor activity; ATP binding
Source: RefSeq, a predicted model, not a curated record
AAAAGUUUGGUACAGGCGCGCACCUCUGGAUAGGAAAUUUGAUGCUGUCGAACAAAAGCAAAAGUCAAGUCUAGGAACUUGGAGUAAACAGGCCGUCAAGAGGGUGAGACAAAAGAGGAAAGCUAUGCGGUUGCCAUGGCUCUGUCGGAGCUGUAUACCAAGUAUAACCGCGUCUGGAUACCAGACCCAGAUGAAGUGUGGCAGUCAGCUGAGAUCCUGAAGGAGUACAAACCAGGAGACGACGUUUUAGAGCUACUCCUCGAAAAUGGCACGGAGAGACGGUACCCAGUGGAUCCGGGGAGCCCUGAGCUCCCUCACCUGCGUAAUCCCGACAUCCUGGUGGGAGAGAAUGACCUGACAGCCCUCAGCUACCUCCACGAGCCGGCCGUGCUCCACAACCUCCGUGUACGCUUCGUGGAGUCCAGGAUCAUCUACACCUACUGUGGAAUCAUCCUGGUGGCCGUGAACCCCUAUAAGCAGCUGCCCAUAUAUGGAGAUGGUGUCAUCCACGCCUACUCUGGCCAGAACAUGGGCGACCUGGACCCUCACAUCUUCGCAGUUGCAGAGGAGGCCUACAAGCAGAUGGCAAGGUACAGCAGGAACCAGUCCAUCAUCGUGAGUGGGGAGUCUGGUGCUGGCAAGACGGUGUCGGCUCGUUAUGCCAUGCGCUACUUUGCUGUGGUCAGCAAGUCCAGCAGCAAGACCAGAGUGGAAGACAAGGUUCUGGCGUCCAACCCCAUCACUGAGGCGAUCGGCAAUGCCAAGACCACCAGGAACGACAACAGCAGCCGCUUUGGGAAGUACACGGAGAUCAGCUUUGACAAGCGCUUCCAGAUCAUCGGGGCCAACAUGCGGACCUACCUGCUGGAGAAGUCACGGGUGGUGUUCCAGUCGGAGAAUGAGAGGAACUACCACAUCUUCUACCAGCUGUGCGCCUGUGCUGACCAACCCAGCCUCAAGCACCUCAGACUGUUGAGUGCAGAUGAGUUCCUGUACACCUCUUUGGGUGGAGCUACGGAGAUCGACGGUGUAGAUGACCAAAGAGACAUGGAGGAGACCUGUCGCACCUUCACACAGCUGGGCCUGAAAGAGGAGUUCUUGUCUGACGUGUUUAAAGUGCUGGCCGCCAUCCUCCACCUGGGAAACAUCACCAUCAGCACCAAUGGAGACAGAUCUUCAGUUAGUGCGAGUGACGAGCACUUGGGUGUGUUCUGCGAGCUGAUGUGUGUGUCGGCGGAGAACGUGUGUCGCUGGCUGUGCCACCGGCGCCUGGUGCUGGCGGCCGAGACAGUGGUGAGCCCGGUGGCACAGGAGCGGGCAGUGAAUGCCAGGGACGCCCUGGCCAAGCACAUCUACGCCCACCUCUUCGACGGCAUCAUACAACGCAUCAAUGCUGCCCUCAGGGUACCGGGCAAACAACACUCAUUUAUAGGAGUCCUGGAUAUCUAUGGCUUUGAGACGUUUGAGGUGAACAGCUUUGAGCAGUUCUGCAUCAACUACGCCAAUGAGAAACUGCAGCAUCAGUUUAACCUGCAUGUCUUUAAGCUGGAGCAGGAGGAGUAUAUGAAGGAGGACAUCCCGUGGACGCUGAUUGAUUUCUAUGACAACCAGCCCAUAAUAGACCUCAUCGAGGCCAAGAUGGGCAUCCUGGACUUACUGGACGAAGAAUGCCUACUUCCCCAGGGAACGGAGCAGAACUGGCUGCAGAAGCUCCAGAACUAUCUGGGCUCCAACCCGCUCUUCGACAAGCCACGCCUCUCCAGCCACGCCUUCGUCAUCCAGCACUUUGCAGACAAGGUGGAGUAUCAGUGUAAGGGUUUCCUGGAGAAGAACAGAGACACUCUGUAUGAGGAGCUGGUAGAUAUCAUGAAGGCCAGCAAGUUUUCCCUCUUGGCCGAGUUCUUCAAGAAGGAGCUGGAGACGUCCACAGGGAAGAGCAUCCGCGUCAAGGCAGCGACACCAGGAGUCAAACCAGCCAAUAAGCAACUGCGGACUACAGUGGGAGAUAAGUUCCGGAGUUCCCUGUACCUGCUAAUGGAGACUCUGAAUGCCACCACUCCUCACUACGUCCGCUGCAUCAAACCCAACGAUGACAAGCAGCCCUUUGAGUAUGACUCCAAGCGUGUGGUUCAGCAGCUGAGAGCGUGUGGAGUUCUGGAGACCAUCCACAUCAGCGCUCAGAGCUACCCCUCCAGGUGGACCUACAUUGAGUUCUACAGCCGGUACGGCAUUCUAAUGAUGAAGGCAGAGCUGGCCCUCAACGACAAGAAGAUGACCAGCAAGACCGUACUGCAGAGACUCAUACGGGACUCAAACCAGUACAAGUUUGGCCGCACCAAGAUCUUCCUGAGGGCGGGACAGGUGGCCUACCUUGAGAAGCUGCGAUUGGACCGUCAGAGGGCGGCAUGCGUUACCAUCCAAUCACACGUGAGGGGCUGGAUGCAGCGACGCGUCUUCCUGCGAAUCAGGAACGCCGUCCUCACCCUGCAGAUGUACAUCCGCGGACAGAGACGCAUCAGGCAGAACAUUACGGCGAUGGCCCUGAAGCGGGCCUGGGCGGCGGUGGUCAUCCAGAAACAUGUCCGUGGUCACCUGGUGCGCAGGAUGUGCCAGAUGCUCCUCCGUGCCACCGUCACCAUCCAGGCUUACGUCCGGGGAUGGCGCGCACGCAAGCAGUACAAAAAGCUGGUGGAGGAGCAGAAAGCGCUGGUGCUGCAGAAAUACGCUCGUGCCUGGUUGGCCCGGAAACGCUUCCAGACUGUGCGGCGUCUCGUCCAGAACGUGCAGCUCUCCUACCGCGUGCAGCAGCUACGCAAGAAGCUGGAUGAGCAGAACAAAGAGAACCGUGGCCUGAUGGAGAGGCUCACAGGACUGGCCAACUCCCACUCACAGGGCUUGGACAAGGUGCAACUGCUGGAGGCAGAGCUGAAGAAAUCAGCCAAUGAAAAAGUGUCUCUAGAGAAGCAGGAGAAGAAAAACAAGGAGGAGGCCAAUCAGAUCAUCUCAGAUCUCCAGUCACAGAAGGCCGAUAUGGAAGUGGAGAAAACUGUGCUGGAGAGACGGUUCAGUGAGACCACGCAGCAGUUACGAGAGAACUUCAGUUCACUGCAGAGAAAACUCCAGGAAGACUUGGAAAAAGAGGAGCGGUUUCGCAAGAUUGCGGAGAACAACCUGGAGAUCCUGCGGGAGGACUCUGCCAAGGAGGUGGAGAUGCUGAAGCUGGAGAACAGGCGUCUCCGCGAGGAGACCUUACGGCUGCACGCCCAGAUAGAGGAGGAGAGGCAGGCCAACUCGGACCUGCAGGAGCAGCUCACACAGCUCGCCAAACACGUCAAGGUGUUGCCAGAGCUGAGGAAAGAUCUCCACAACGUCCAAACCCAGAAGAUGGAACAGGAGAGGAAAAUGAGGGAACAGACCCACCAAGCGAAAGUGAAGAUGAAUGCCGUCAUCAGACAACUCCUGGGGAACAGCAGCAUGGAACUCAUCAGCCAAUACUCAAUAUUGUCAGCUGCAGAGAGUUCAGAGGAUGCUGAGGAAGAUGGAAACCUCCUGAUGGCCUUUGAUGGACUUCAGAAGGCUACCAGGGUGAUGGAGACACAGGUGCGGGAGCAGAGGGAGAGCUUUGAGAGCCGCAUGGAGACGCUGAGCUUCAAGAACGACCACCUGCAGAAGGAGAACGAGCAGCUGCAGAAGCUCUUCAACGAGAAGAGCAACAUCAACGAGAGCAUCGGCCAGGAGGUGGCACGCCUCACCGCCGAGAACAUGAUGAUUCCAGAGAUGAGGCAGCAGGUUGGCGAGCUGAACAGACAGAAACAGGAGCUGGAGACACAACUGUGGGAGCAGACCAGUCAGAUGAUGGGCCAAAUAGAGGAGGUGUCUGCUAAGCUGCGAGCUGAUCUGGAGGAGGAGCGAGCGCGCUGCAGGAGUCUUGAGGAGCAGUUAGAGGAGUUGUCUGGCAUUCGAGAGGAGGCUCAGCAGAGGCUGCAGGAGGAGCAGAGGGAGAAGGAGCAGAGGCACAAGCAGCAGCAGGCCGAGCACGAGGCCAAGAGCAAACUACGCCAGGAGGUCUCCAGACUCACCGCAGAAAACAUGGACCUGGAGGAGUUGCUGGAUGUGAAGGAGCGUCUGAUAAUCAGGCUACAGGACCAGGUCAGGUCCCUUCAGGCUCCAGACAGGGCCAAUCAGAGGCUACCUCCUACGCUGCCCCGAGAGUACCUGGGAAUGCUGGAGUACCGGCGGGAGGACGAACCCAAAAUCAUCCAGAACCUCGUACUGGACCUGAAGCCGCGUGGUGUGGUGGUGAACAUGAUCCCUGGUCUGGCUGCCCACCUGCUCUUCAUGUGCGUGCGCUACGCUGACUACCUCAACGACGGCUCCAAGCUCAAGUCCCUCAUGAACGCCAUCAUCGGCGGAGUCAAGCAGAUCACCAAGAACCAUCAGGAGGACUUUGAGCUGCUGUCAUUCUGGCUGUCCAACACCUGCCACCUGCUGAACUGUCUGAAGCAGUAUAGUGGAGAGGAGGAGUUCAUGAAGCACAACACACCGCGUCAGAACAAGAACUGCCUGACGAACUUUGACCUUUCGGAGCACCGACAGAUUUUCAGCGACAUUGCCAUUCGCAUCUACCACCAGAUAGUGGCAGUCAUGGAGAAGGCCUUGGUUCCCACUAUUGUCCCCGGCAUGCUGGAGCACGAGAGCCUGGCGGGCGGCAGCGCGGCCUGGAGUCUGAAGCCGGGCGGCAUGCGUAAGCGCUCCAGCAGCGUGUACGAGAUGGCCGUGGAGUCCUGCAACGUGGGCUCCAUCCUGGCGCUGCUCAGCGGCUUCCACGCCACCAUGCUGCAGCACGGCAUGGACCCCGACCUGGUGCGGCAGGUGGUGCGCCAGCUCUUCUACCUGCUGGGCUCCACCUGCCUCAACAGCAUCCUGCUGCGCAAGGACCUCUGCUCCUCGCGCAAGGGCAUGCAGAUCAGGUGUAACAUCAGCUACCUGGAGGAGUGGUUGAAGGAGAAGGGGCUGCAGGGCUCCACUGCCAUGGAAACGCUGCUGCCUCUGUCCCAGGUGGCCUGGCUCCUGCAGGUCAGCAAGAGCACCGACGAGGACGCCCUGGAGAUCACCGAGCACUGCCAGGAGCUCUCACCUGUACAGAUUGUGAAGAUCCUCAAUUCGUACACACCCAUCGAUGACUUCGAGAAGCGGGUGGCCCCCACAUUUGUGCGGAAGGUUCAGACGUUGCUGCAAGAGCGGGACCUCGGCUCGUCCCAGCUGAUGUUGGACACCCAGUAUCGCUUCCAGGUCACCUUCCCCUUCAACCCCUCCCCCCACGCCCUGGAGCUGCUGCAGGUCCCCAGCAGCCUGCGACUGCCCUUCAUCACACGCAUCUAACACACACACACACACACACACACACAC